GUGAAAUCAAAUUUCAGGGGAAAAUUGGUAAGUGUUUAGACACGUUGGAAAAGUUGCGCAGUGCCAACCUCAGAGAUUCACAAAUAAGCAAUUAUGGAUGCUUCAUCUGAGCAAGUAAUUCGGCUAGAAGAAGGACAAGAUACAAAUGCAUUAUUUGAAAAAUGCUUAGGAUGCUCUGACGUUGGAAUCGUUUCUGGUACUGUUCGAAACAUGGAUGGAACCAUGGCCGCGGAGCUUGUCCGAAAAUUAGUGACAGAAAUUUCAUCACAGAUGCGUCCUACCAUGGCUAUUUGGUUGCAUUGGAUUAUUGUGACUCACGGUGGAUAUUUGGCCAGUGUCCAAGAUUUACAAGAACCACUGAAUGAAUUGCACGCCAAGCUGAUACACGGCGGAGAUCUUCUUAUGAAAAUUUCAGCGCUAUCAGGAAGAUUAAGUAUGGUACUUGGACAGGCUGAGAUCCGAGAGUCUCGCCGAUUAGAUCAAGAAGAAAGUAGUGAGGAGGAAAGUGAAUACGAGGAUGGACAAAAUUCUGACUAUGAUAUUGAGGUAGUGGACGAGAAUGAAGAUGAAUUGGAUGAAAAUGAAGAUGAGGAAGAUGCCGCAGCUGCAGCAGCAGAAAUUACGAACCAGAACCUUGAUGAAGAUAAGGUAAACGCAUCUCUUUCUCCCGAUGCAGAGUUGUCCCCUAGAAGAAGUUCUCGACGAGAACAAAAGAAAGAUCACUUAGGUGAUGAAGAAGAAGAGGAAGAAGAAGAUGAUGAUGAGCCAGCAUUGCAUGAAGAAGCAACUGAUGAAUCCGAGUCUGAAGCAGAAGUGGAAGCUGCUAGACCUACUCCAAUACGCAAGGAUAUUCGCUCCGAAAGUCCAAGAAAAUCUAUGCGCAAAUCUAGGUAAAAGCAGAUUUCCCGUGUUGUUAAGACAGCUAGUGGAAACAGUUUUUUGAACCAGUAUUUUAAUUUGUUGUUAAAUUUUUUGAAAAGAACGAGACUGAAACACCUAGAAACUUAGCUUUUGGAAUGCUUUCAUAACAAGCGGUAUAGAGAACAAAAGCGAAAGUUUUGUAAUACGACUUUUCGUCUGUCGACGGAAAAAAGUUAACGAUACGGUGAUUUCAAAAAAGGAUUUCAAUUGUUUAUGGAUCUAAUUUAUUUCAGGUUUAGAUGUACCAUAGGUUUUGGGUUUGGCUAAUAAUACUGUUUGGUUACUAUAAAUUUUAUUAUUAAGAAUUGCCUAUGUAAACGUAAAGACGCUUGUUGUUUAACCUGUACUGCACUUGAAUGCAAACUUCAGAUCCAACAAAUACUUUCGCAUCAUGUAUUACUUUUGUCUUCAUUCUUUUACAUAUACGUUUUACGAUUUGCA
Schizosaccharomyces cryophilus OY26 is the source of this 1362-nucleotide messenger RNA. Its product is annotated as ribonucleoprotein complex. Gene Ontology annotation, biological process: maturation of SSU-rRNA from tricistronic rRNA transcript (SSU-rRNA, 5.8S rRNA, LSU-rRNA). The coding region runs from base 94 to 894 and encodes 266 amino acids. Gene Ontology annotation, cellular component: nucleolus. The transcript has a single exon. Lineage: Eukaryota; Fungi; Ascomycota; Schizosaccharomycetes; Schizosaccharomycetales; Schizosaccharomycetaceae. The record is from RefSeq and is a predicted model, not a curated record.